AUGGCGAAAAUCCAAGUUAGAAAUGCUAGAGAUACCUCUGUACUUGACGGACAUAGAAGAUCAGCGAGGAAAAGUGCUAAUAAAUUAAAAGAGAAAAUAAGAGAAACUGACGGCGAGAUCGAUAGAAACGAACUGAGACAACUACGAGAUGGAUUGAACGACAAAAUCGCAACAUUGAAAAUCCUUAAUGACGCGAUUAUCGAUAUGCUGAGCAAAAGUAAUGAGGAAAAUGCAGAAGAAGAAUUGGGAAAAGAAAUUGAAGUUACGGGCGAGAUACGUGCAGAAUUCAAGCAAGCAAUUAUGGAUGUGAGCGACAUCGUCAAGGAGUCUAAUGUCACAGUUGAAACGGCAACAACGGCAUUAAAUGGCACGCUAAACAGCAGUUUGAGUAGUGAGACGCGCAGAGUUAUAAGAGCAAAACUCCUAAAUGUGGAAGUAAAGAAAUUUAGCGGAGGGCUGCAAGAAUGGCAAGAGUUUUUGGAUUCGUUUGAUAGUGCAGAUUCAUUACCCGAGCCUGCAAGAUCGACAAUAUCGGGAUUUCCCCUAACUUCAGAGAACUAUCACGAAGCUGUAGGAUUGUUAAAACGAAGAUACGGGAAAAAGAACGUGAUCAAGAAAGCGCAUAUCCAGGAUUUAAUGAAUGUAAAACCCGUAACCGACGAAAGAGACAUCGACAAGUUUCGGCAGUUAUACGACACCUGCGAAACAAGCUACCGGAAUUUAAAGGCCUUAGGAGUGGACGAAGCCGUUUAUUCUUCAAUUCUAAUACCGGAAGUCAAUGCGAAGUAG
Xenia sp. Carnegie-2017 is the source of this 789-nucleotide messenger RNA. RefSeq lists its product as uncharacterized. The record is from RefSeq and is a predicted model, not a curated record. The transcript is spliced from 3 exons. NCBI's taxonomy places the organism in Eukaryota, Metazoa, Cnidaria, Anthozoa, Malacalcyonacea, Xeniidae. The coding region runs from base 1 to 789 and encodes 262 amino acids.